AUGACAUCAUUCGCAUAUCCCAUGGAUGCAUCAGUAUUAAAACGUACCGCCGCACUUCCAUUAUCACCUAAACAAUAUAUUUAUGCCGGAAUGGAAUCUGGUUAUUUAUACAGGAUUGAUAUAAUCUCCGAAAGAUCCAUAGUUUUUACCCUAUUGCACGAUGAGAAAUUUAUAAAUCCGAUAGGAACUGGUAUGACCGUGUUAUGCCUUGAUCCGGAAAUUGGUGAUUUCAUUAUUUUCAGUGGUGAAAUGAGUGAUGGAGCUGUAUCAGGUCCCAAAUCAAAAUCAAAAAUAACUUGGGAAAUUCCUAAUUGGGCACCAAUUUCAGAUUUUCAAAUGCUUGAUUUACAUAAAGAACGUCGUGACGUUAUAUUCUCUUGUAGUGGAGUAGCACCUUAUGGAUCAAUUAGAGAAUUAAGAAAAGCUAUUGGUGUCAACGUGAUUACUAAGACGGAAUCCGAUUUUAAUGGUAUAAAUUCACUUUGGAAUUUAAAAUAUAACGUUAAUGAUAUCAUAGACACAUUUCUGGCUAUAUCUUUCUCCAAUUCCACUCGACUUAUGAGAAUUAGUGAAUGUGAACUUGAUGAUGUUAGUGAUCAAAUAUCUCAUAUUAGAGAGGUUGAAAAAGAUUAUGAAUUAAAUUCAGGAUAUUUAAUUCAAAUUCAUCGUAAAUCAAUUAUUGUAUCAAAACCAAAUAUUAUUUCCGGAUUAUAUUUACCAAUUACACAUAUUACCAAAUUUCGAUGGAUUCCCCCUGAUAAUUCAAUUAUUGAAGUAGCCGAUGUUUAUGAUUCAAUUGUAAUAAUUAGUUUAUCAACUAUAAAUGGAAGUAUACUUUAUGUUCUUCAAUUAUUGAUUGAUCCUUCUUCUGUACAUAACAAAGUAUCUUUCUCGAUACUCGCAGAAGUUCCCUUGGAUAGUCAAACUUGUUUUAUUCGUUGUUUAAUUCCAAGUUCUCACGUACCUGUACCUAUUUGUAUAAUUGGAACUUAUAAACCAUCAAUAAAAUUUUUUUUAUUGAAUCAACCUGAAAAUUGGUUGAAAUUAGUACACGAAGAAUUUUUAGAUGACAUUAUGAUGACCAAAGUUAAUAUACCUGAAUCGAUUCUUAUUAUUGGGGACAAUGAAAAAGCAUAUUUUUUGGCAGGACUCAGAGAAGGAGCAAUAACUUGUUAUGAAUGGAUAUGGUCCACAGUUGAAAAUAAACCAUUAUUAUCAAGUUCACAAUGUCGUAGAAUUGGAACCUAUCCCGUUAAAUUUAUUGUACCAAAUAAAAAUCAACCUCUAACAAUUUGUAAUGUGAAUGAUUCCACUUCGAUAUUGGCACUUUCCGAUCGACCUUGGCAAAUUAAAUAUUCGCAUCGUACAGGUUUAGAUUUUAUUUGUGUUGCCUUUAAACAUUAUGAACAUGUACAAGAGGCUGUUUACUUUCGUUACGCGAAUUUAACUCAAACAUACAUGUUCGUCUCAAAUGAUUGUUUGAAUUUCGUUAAAUUAAAUGAUUUCAUUAAGAAUAAUAUGCGAACCAUUAUUACACCACGAAGAUUAUUUUAUGAUGAUUUAAAUAAUUUACUUUUGGUGUCUUGCGUAAGUAGUUCAGAACCUUUUCCCACAUCAGUAUUAAAGUUGGUUGAUCCAAUCAAUGGAGUUAUUUUUGAUGAAUAUUUUUUACGUUCUGAAGAGAAUUAUGAAAGUGAUAUUCAAUGGAGAUUUACAAACGAACGACAAGAUUUUCGAUGUAUUUGUAUUGGUACAGGAUUUCAUCGAGGUGUUGAUAAUGCUGUUAGACCUACACCUCCUCAUCGCGGUCGUCUCUUAAUUUUCAUCAUUAAGAAAUCUUUAGAUGAUUAUGGAGUAUCUCGUCUUAAAUAUCAACUCAAAUUAAUUACUUACACUGAAGUUGAUGAUCCUGUUCAUUCAAUUUCAGCAAACACAUUAAACUUGUUACGUUUUAAUUUGGAAAUGAAAAAGUUAAUUUUAAUAUACAAUAAAUCACAUCGAUGGCCAAUCUUAUCUGUUAGUGCUUGUGGGACUCGGAUUUCCGUUGGAGCUACUCAUGGUUUUUACUUUUAUGAAUUUGAAGUAGAUAAGGAAAGAUUUCGAUUUUUAAAAUCUGAAAGGACUUCACGAUUAAUUAAUGACACGAUGAUGUUAAAUGAAAACCUUGCAGUCGGAUGUGAUAAAGAUGGUGAUGUAUAUGGAUUAAUGUAUGAUGCAGUUAUUGUCGGAUGUUCGCUUUUGGGAAGUGUAUUUCUUUUUAUGAGAAUUGGUAUUAAAACUUACGACCUUUUGUUAGUUUUACAAUCCAUUCUUGAGAAAUGGCCAACUACUCGUCCUUGUUUAGGAAAUGAUAACAGAAAUUUCCGAACAAAUAAUCGUCGCCAAUCAUUAAAUUUGGUAAUAGAUGGUGAAAUGGUAUCACAAUUUUUAAGAUUAACCCGAACAGAACAAUUUAAAAUAGUGAAUAAUAAUCCUAAACUUAUUAAUGCUGGUACAAUAUUUUUACGAGGAGAACAAAUCGAAUCAGAAGAAUCAAGAAUAAAUCAAAUAAAACAACAACAAAUAACAGCUGAUCAUUUAGAAUAUCGAGGUAGUGGUGAUGAUGAACCUGAGGAAGAAGGAUUUCCUGAAUUAUUAGAUUUUCCUGAAGAAGAAGAAGAAAUUAUUAGAAAUAAAAUAAUAGAAAAAAAUCUAGUUUCCACUGAAGAAAUUGUGGAUUCAAUUCAAUCAUUGUUAUCAGAAUUAAAUAUGCAAGUUUCUUAA
Messenger RNA from Diversispora eburnea, 2763 nucleotides. NCBI's taxonomy places the organism in Eukaryota, Fungi, Glomeromycota, Glomeromycetes, Diversisporales, Diversisporaceae. The record is from the annotation of a GenBank genome assembly.